This is a messenger RNA of Saccostrea cuccullata (small rock oyster), 3526 nucleotides long. Its product is annotated as transmembrane and ubiquitin-like domain-containing protein 1. Lineage: Eukaryota; Metazoa; Mollusca; Bivalvia; Ostreida; Ostreidae. The transcript is spliced from 3 exons. The coding region runs from base 183 to 1376 and encodes 397 amino acids. The record is from RefSeq and is a predicted model, not a curated record. Gene Ontology annotation, molecular function: protein binding.
UUUAAUUCAAGGACUUUUGACAUUCGGUUCUCAUGGGGACUAGUUUUAACGCCUGCCUGUGUUAAUUUCCGCUAAAAAAAAUAUUGACAGGGGGAAAGCCCAUUCGAGAUAAGCAGAAAUGUGGCAGUAAAACAGAACAUAUUGUAUACAUACACUUUCGAAAAACUUAAAGGAGUGCCGCAAUGACUCUUAUAGAAGGAUUUGGUGAUGAAGUAACAAUUUUUCUGGCAAUUAUUUUGAUACUAUUUAUAGUGUGUUUAGCAUGGAUUUCAACAAACAUAAGAGAUAUUCCAUUUUUCAGUGUGAUAAUUAUUGAAUUGACACAUAGACGAAAUAGAGAUACAGAGCAUGUCAAUCAAGCCGAGGGUCAAAGUUCAUCAGAGGUCACACCAUCUAAUUCAGAUAACCAAGCCAAUUUAGAGAACAAUGCCCAAGAACCAGAGACAUUAAGUAAUGAGAAUGGCCCUAUUGAAAAUAGUGAAGUGUCGGUUGAAAGUAGUCAAAAUAUUCAGAGUAGUGAAACAGUGCAAGAGGGAGGAACAAAUGAAAAGUCAGAAAGUUCUGAGAGACAAGUUCCACAGCAGGAAAGCCAAACAGAGAAUAUAGAACCUCCUAAGCAAUUAAAUGAAACAGAACUUCGUCAGAGACGAUUACACUUCUUUCAAGGAAGUAAGGACAAGACUACCAUAUCAAAUCCCCAAUCUUCAAUUGAACCUCCAAAUCCUACAUCUAGUCCACAAGAAAUUCCUCCAAAUCCUAUUUCUAGUUCACAAGAAAUGCCACCUAAAAUCUCUGCCCCAGAGCUUACUGUCAAACAACCGGAAACAAUAGCAGAUAAUAGUCGACCAAAUCCGUCUGAGAAUGAGACUGUGCAGUCCACAGAAACUGAUUCAGAGACAGGGCUUAUCACGGUGAGACUGAAGUAUUUGAAUGAUACCCAAAGAAAUGUUACAGCAGCACCAAAUGUGACCAUAGGACAAUUCAGAAGAGACAAUUUUGCCACAGAACUCUCUGAGAACAAACUGGUGCGAUUCAUCUUCAACGGACAAGAUCUACGCAAUGAUGCCAACACCCUGCAAAAUUACAACAUCGGAAACAACAGCGUAGUUCACUGCCUGAUCACUCAAGUUAAUCAACAGACCCCUCAGCAGCGAUCGGAGAAUCAAGGAAGUUGCGACUUUGGGGUCGUUGUCCUGCCCAUAUUUGGCCUCAUCCUUUGUUUCGUUUGGUACCUGAGGUUCGAGUAUAGACAGUUCUUUACCGCCACGUCUACGUUUAUGUUGAUCGGUCUGACAUUUUUGUUCAUCGCGGCUGUUCUGGCUUCUUGGGACAGUCAGAGACACAGGGAACAGGUUCCUCAUGAACAUAUGGAGUAGAAUUUGUUAUUCAGAAUUGUUUUAUCUUUUGAUUACAAUUUCUUUUUUGGCAAUUUUUAGGUGAUUUUGGUAUUUGUACACCUGGCUGUGUAUUUUUGCAUUUCUGCAUACUAUAAAUGUACACAAGUUAAUUAGCACACUCCAAAUUUAGCAUAAUCGUCUUCAUCGACUGAUUAGCAUAAUCAUAAAUCAAGGUUUUAUAAACAUGAAGGAUUUUUCCAUCACCUAUUAUGGUGCACUUGAAUAAAAUGGGUGGAAAAGAAGCAGUACAAAAGAAGCCAAAAUAUAUUUGCCACAAUAUAAAGCACGUUAACAGAACGAACUGUAUUUUAGCCUUUUCAAAAUUCAUCAGGUACAUCUAGGUCAAGGACUUUUUGGUCUGUCAGUAUACUUUACAACUAAGUUUAAUGAGAUAAUCUUAUUUUAAUGGUACUGUAGUCGUGAAGGAUAGCAUUAAAGUACAGCCAAAUCUGCUAAAAUAGAUGAACACACUGUAAUUACAUGAUUUUAUUUCAAAUUUCAUCCUAGGAAAUAUUUCAAAUUCUAUGUGACAUAAUCCAGCUAAGGGUGUAACACUUAAUUUUGCUUCAAGAAUUUCUGUAUAUUACACUGAUUCAUAGCCUACUUUAUCUUGAACAUGUUGAAAGUUAAAUUUUUUAUUAUAAAACUGCAUUUGGUACAUGGCAUUGGUGAUUGUUUUUGAUGACAAAAAUUUGAAUGCUUUUUUAAUGGAAGAGAUGAGUUUGGUUGUUAUGGAAGAUGACCAGUUGCACUAUGUACAACAUAGUAACAUUUCUAUGUCAACAUUUUUUAUUAUAUGAUACAUUGUUAUUCUCAAAGAUUUUGUUAUAGACAUGUGUUGUUAUUUACUGAUGUAUUUAAUUUGCUACAGUUAUAUGUAAUGAUUUUUUCCAUCUUUAAUCUUUGUUUAAAAAUAUUAGAAAUUGCUGUACUUGAUUGUUUGUUAAAGGCUCAUCACCUCAGAUCACUCAUAUGAAUAUUACCGUAUAUACUUGCCUAUAAGUCGGUUGUAUUUUUUGACGUUAUUUUGGUGGGAUUUGCUAUUGACCCGCUUAUAAGUCGGUACAAUUUUUUUGCCAAAAUCUGGUGACAAUUUUAAGUAAAUACAUUGAUGUUUUAACCUGGUUUCAAUUAAUAUUUUUUUGAAAUGACACUGAUAUUGAAUCUUAAAUUAUUAAACAUCAAGACAGUCUCACUUAAAAUACAAAAAAAAAAAUUAUUAAAAUAUGCAAAUACUUGUGCUUUAUAUAUAUAUAAUCUAAGAAUACAUAAAUUAUCUUAUAUAUCCAGACAUUUUCUUUGACAAUUGUCGAUAAUGCAAAUACGAUACUACCUUUUAGCCUCCAGAAAAAUACCAAUUUCUUUAUGACUCGCCUACAAGUCAGACAUAGAGUUUAAGACCAAUAUUUAACUCCCAAAAUACCGACUUAUAGGCGAGUAUAGACGGUAUUUUAACAAUUUAAUAAGUUGUAUAUUUCUGAAGAAAACUAAUGGUACAAGAAUUACAUGUAAAAUGUUCUAAUCACAAUGUCAGGAUAUCUUGUGGGACAAAAUUGGGCAGAAAUUGUCUUUUAAUUUAUUUGAUCAACUUUUUUGAUAUAGGAAAAAUGGACAUUUGUAUCCCAGUGAGAGUUACCUCUCUUGUUACAGGGUCGAAGAACCUUAAACAUUAAGUUAUUAAUUAUCUGUAAUGAGAAAAAAUAUGGUAGGCCUUCAAGUAAGCUUGUAUGAAUGAAAGUUUCAUUUCCAAUUUUCCCCUUAAGUUUUUGAUUGCUUAGAAAGUCUAAGUUAUUCAAAGGACUUUUUUUUAAAACCUAUUUUCUUGAUAUUCAGAUAUAAUCGACUUUAUACUUUUAUUAUAAUUUUUUAGUACGGUAAUCAUUUUGGGUUAUAGAACUUCUAAAAGCAGUGUGUAGUUGUGCCAUGCUUGUUUAUAUAUACACAUGCCCUAAACACAUGUAAUAUCUUUCAUAACUUGUGCAUUGUGUGAGAAUAUGUAGAAGAUAGGCUUUAUAAAAGGAUGAGGAUUGUUUUCACGGUCAGUUCCCAUAUUAAUCUAAAAUUGUGUUAAAAUUUUCACUUUUAAGUUGAGAAAGAAUUACAAUUAAAUAUAAAAUUUUUUAAAAAAA